AUGGCUGUUCUAAGCAAAUUGGCUCUUGCGGCCUCGCUCGCCCUCUGCGGCGUCUCGGCAGCUGGAAUCCCGCAGCAGCAGCCGCUCACAGCUCCGUCUUCGUCGUCUUCGCACUCUUCGUCACACGACACAGCCGUCGACUACAGCUCCAAGCCGCUCAUCGACACCGAGGCUCUGCAAGAUUCCAUCUCCGUCGAUGCUCUCUUUAAACGCGCCAAGAAGUUCUACGAGUUCGCCCAGACCUCGGAGGAGGAUUACGGCCAUCCCACUCGAGUCAUCGGCAGCACCGGCCACGAGGGGACCCUCAACUACAUCGUUAAUACUCUGCUAGACCAAGGCGACUACUACAGUAUCUCUACUCAGGAUUUCCCCGUCACGCUGUCCAACGUCUUCGAGUCCCAGUUGGUUUUGGGCAACGGUGUCUCCAAGUCUGCGGUUCCCAUGGGGCUGACGCCCGCGACCAAGGACAGGGAGCCUGUUCAUGGUCACCUGGUGCUUGUCAAGAACAACGGCUGCGAUGAGUCCGACUACCCAUCGAACGUCAAGGGGAACAUUGCCUUCAUCCGCCGAGGACGGUGCGCCUUUGGCGACAAGUCCAUCGGGGCUGGAAAGGCUGGUGCCAAGGCUGCCGUCAUCUACAACACUGAUCCAGAGGAGCUGCAUGGAACUCUUGGAGAGCCAACCGAGUAUCACGUCGCCACCUUUGGCAUCGACGGCGUCGAGGGCAAGAAGGUUGCCGACGAGCUUGCUUCUGGAGAGUCCGUGAGCGCCAUUGCCUACAUCGACGCCGAGGUCAAGAAGAUCCAGACAGUCAACGUCCUGGCGCAGACGUCGGAGGGUGACCCCGACAACUGCGUCAUGCUUGGCGGCCACAGCGACGGUGUUGCCGAAGGCCCUGGCAUCAACGACGACGGCUCUGGCAGCAUGUCUGUUCUUGAAGUUGCCGUCCAGCUUACCAACUUCAAGGUGAACAACUGUGUUCGCUUCGCCUGGUGGGCUGCAGAGGAGGAAGGCCUUUUGGGAUCCGACUUUUACGCCGCGAGCCUGUCUGAGGAGGAGAACCAGAAGAUUCGUCUCUUUAUGGACUAUGACAUGAUGGCCAGCCCCAACUUUGCCUACCAGAUUUACAAUGCCACCAACGCAGAGAGUCCCGCCGGGUCCGAGGAGCUGAGAAAUCUCUAUGUCGACUGGUACGAGUCCAAGGGCCUCAACUACACAUUCAUCCCGUUUGACGGCCGUAGCGACUAUGACGGCUUCAUCCGCGCCGGAAUUCCUGCUGGAGGAAUCGCCACUGGUGCCGAGGCUGUCAAGACAAAGGAGGAGGCUGAGAUGUUUGGCGGACGCGCUGGAGAGUGGCUGGACCCAUGCUACCACCAGAUCUGCGAUGACCUGAACAACCUGAACCGCACCGCCUGGGAGGUCAACACCAAGCUGAUUGCCCACUCUGUUGCCACCUACGCCCUCUCGUUUGACGGAUUCCCCAAGCGUGGGCUGGACACCGAGAUGAGCGCAUACGGCAAGACCAUGAAGCACCACGGCCCCAAGCUCAUCUUAUUCUUCCACGCGCAGAUGCACCCUCAUUCUCUUCUCCUGGAUGUCAUUCUGCCUCAUUCUGCCUCACCCAUCCUGGGAAAACCUCGUGAUUGCAACACGGCCGCCAUGAGCGACGAAACAUGGAAGGGCUGCACCAUCCAACAGAAAAGCGAUGGAGGGUGCAUUAUCCUGUCCCCUGACUCUACCCUCUUGCUGGAGAUGGAGGAUGCGCCCAAGACGAUGAACAAGAUAGAUGAUCACGGCAACGCAGUCGAGUCGAUUCGGGAUGAUGAGUUUGCUUCAUUCAAGCUCCCAGCAAGAUGCACAUUUCUUUCAGCCGGCUCCGGCAAAGAGAGCAACAUCAAGGCAGAAGAAUCAAGCUCGAAAGACCCAGGAGGACUUGAAAAGGAACCAAAAGGAACCGUUGAGAUGAAAGGCCCCGUCUUCAUGAGAAAAGAACUCUGGUCCACCCACAACUUUGAGAAUUACUCGCGAUUAUCUUGGCAACAGGAAUCCAUAGGGAACGGCCCCCUUGUGCAAUUGAUAUCUGGACCUGUCCACAAGGAGGCAGCUAAUUUCAAUCUAAAGGGCAUAUCGCUGAAAUGCGAACCUUGCUCUUCUUCUUUUCCCGCCAUCAAACACCAGGACGUCAUUCCGCACCAUCUUGCCACGACGGAGGCCAAUCUUGUGAUGCCCAAGGGACUAGUUUCGGGUGAACCUCUGGAGACAUUUCUUACUACGCCAGAGGUCCAAAAGGCAUACGACCUCGAUGUUGAAAUCUUGAUUCAAGGGUUGGAGAAUGGAGCUGCCAUUGCCCCCUUUUCUUUCAUCAACCCGCCUGUUUUGUCGGAUGUGCCUCCUGGAUCGAAUCUUGCCGAUGGACUUCAAGACGACGCAAAACCUCGCGGUGAUGACAAUCGACGCUUAUCCGAAGUGACUUGCAACUCAACUCCUUCAAUGAAAAGUUCCAACUAUGCGGCGCCGGCUGGCUUUGUGUACCGAGUGGCACUCACCGAUGCGUUAGAGUACCCUCCUGAGCUGAUACGACUUUUGAGGGACUUUGCACUUGAGUACCCAAACGACUUUUUACCUCUUCGGCUCAUGCUUCUUGCGUGCCAUCUUUGGUUUGACGUUAUGACGCAUCCAGAUCUGCAAUUGGAGUGGUUCAUGUUGGAUAGGAAGGAGGAUGGUAAGAGAUUCAACGAGGUCCCCAAAGUAUCCUUGGCGGCGUUUAUCGUCUAUUUUGCGCAUUGGCUUUCAUGGACUGAGUCUAUGGAACUGUCUGAAUAUCCACACCCAUUUCGCUUUGUUUUAAAAGCCUACGAAACGGACCAAGUCCACCCAGGCUUUGCCGUGAACGUGGACCACAUUCCCCAAGACAGAGUCAUUGCAUUGAUGCGCAAGCACGCGCAUCGAAUUCCUUUUGCGCUGACAGGAUUGCCACAUCUGGGAUAUCUGGGUUUGCGCAACUACACGCGGCAAGACGUGAAGGACACGGCUAAGCAUCCAGAGAAGAGGUUUCGAGUCCAUAUGCUUCCCUGUUUCGUCAACUCGUGCCUUUUUGCCAAAUUUGGCACGCGGCUACAAGUCCCUGACGAUCUUUCGAAAGGUGUAUUAAAGACAUUUUCGCAAAUCUCUCCUUUUUGGAAGCCGUAUACCUCGAGCAAUGGCUUGGAGCCGUCACAUCACACUCCAGCCCCCCCCAGUUCACUCUUCUCAACGGACUGGUACAGAAUCACUAGCGACAUCGACAAGAAUCCCCCCUUUACGUGCCCUUACUGGAAAGCUGAAGAUGAACGGCAGGAAGAGACAUUCAAGGAGCUCAUCUCGACUGCUCAAGCCAAACAUAAUGGUGAUAUUGACAUAGUCAAUGCUUGUAUAUCAUCUCUCUAUACCCCGGAAGACCUGUCUGACCGCGAUUUGUACACCGCUCUGCCAACAGCCCUGGUGAAGUUGAUCGGACUGCCGCCCCCUCUAACCUGGGAGAUAGAUGUGUGGGCCGAAUACUUGCCAACGAUCGACGAGCCCUCCUCCCCGCAGGUCAAAUGCAUUUCCAUGAUUCUCGCCAAGCAAUUGAUGGGCAUGGAAGAUUCACUCGAGGCGCGAGACCGGCUCGGUGGUCAGUGGGAUUGUCUGUUUCCGCAAUUCACCUCGACGUAUAACAUUGCCGGUGCUUGCCUCUAG
Messenger RNA from Trichoderma aggressivum f. europaeum, 3717 nucleotides. RefSeq lists its product as uncharacterized. The record is from RefSeq and is a predicted model, not a curated record. Gene Ontology annotation, biological process: proteolysis. Bases 1 to 3717 code for a protein of 1238 amino acids. The transcript has 10 exons. NCBI's taxonomy places the organism in Eukaryota, Fungi, Ascomycota, Sordariomycetes, Hypocreales, Hypocreaceae. Gene Ontology annotation, molecular function: metalloexopeptidase activity; aminopeptidase activity.